AUGUUGUUUCUGGGAUCGAAUAUCAUUGGGUCGACCAAAAGUCGCCGGACAAAGGUCGCUGGGAUGACCAUGGCGACAUCCUCGCACGACGCUGGCCUGCUAGAAGCAAAGCUGCAUGGGUCUAGCGCAGCAGAACAAGUAGUGAUUGUUGAUGGUGAGAACAAGGUUAUUGGGAACGCCACACGGGCGGUGAUGAAGGUGUAUAACCUCCCACAUCGUGCCACAUAUAUCGUCGUUCGCAAUUCUUCCGGUCUCUACUACGUGCAGCGCCGUUCAAGCACUAAAGACUAUUGCCCUGGGCUCCUCGAACCUAUGGCUGGGGGCGUCGUAAAAUUCGACGAGGCCUACGACGAAAGCGCGGCUCGCGAGCUUGAAGAAGAAAUGGGCAUUCGCGGUGUUCCGUUGACCCACAUUGCCACAUUCCCUUACUCAUCACCACCGAUGCUCAUUUGGAGAGGGCUCUAUGAUUGUGUGUACGAUGGACCGGUGACAAAGCAAGACGAGGAAGUAUCGGAGAUCCUGCUGCUGUCUGAGCAGCAGAUCUUGGAUCGCGAACAAGACAUCACGCCCGAUGGCAUGUUUGCAUUUCGCGCGUAUUUGGCGACAAGGCCACGUGCAAUCUAA
This is a messenger RNA of Aphanomyces invadans, 624 nucleotides long. RefSeq lists its product as hypothetical. Bases 1 to 624 code for a protein of 207 amino acids. NCBI's taxonomy places the organism in Eukaryota, Oomycota, Saprolegniomycetes, Saprolegniales, Verrucalvaceae. The transcript is spliced from 5 exons. The record is from RefSeq and is a predicted model, not a curated record.